Molecule: messenger RNA, 1188 nt
Organism: Phytophthora infestans T30-4
Lineage: Eukaryota; Oomycota; Peronosporomycetes; Peronosporales; Peronosporaceae
Exons: 1
Coding region: 1-1188 (395 amino acids)
Molecular function (GO): RNA binding
Source: RefSeq, a predicted model, not a curated record
AUGAGCUUUCAGUCCACGUCUCUUCGCCAAGCGAAAAACGUGGCGAUUCCGGAUCACGUCCCAGUGGGUGCAGUCAUCGGCAAGGGUGGCAGCUACUGCAAAGCAAUGCGUGAAAAUCACGGUGUACGCUACUCGGUGGACGGGACUGACCGAAAGGUGACACUAAUAGGACCGGGGACUGGUGUGAAGAGCGCAGAAGAGGAACUAACGGACUUGUUUGCCUCCUUCGCGAUCAAUAAGCAGGAAGAGAAUCGAGUUUUUGAAGUUGUUGCGCCAAACGGACCAACCCGUUGGUGGUCAUUUCAACAAGACAUGGAGACUUCGAGUGACGAACAAGUCCAAGAGUAUCCGUAUCGCCUUAAGCAAUCUGGGCGAGCGAUUGAGACCUCCAAUGAGAAUACUAUUUCUUGGAUCAAGGAGUUCCGGGAAGACGACAUGGCUAACGUCAUGGACUACCUUUUGGAGAAGCCAUCCAAGUCACCGUUGAAGAUCAAGAUCGCGUUUGGAAAGUUGUGUUUUAAACUCAGCUCUAUUCGCUGCAAAAGCUCAACCAUCGCCUGGUCAGAGCUGCAGAAGCUCCGCAACUUUGAGGAGUUCAUGACACGCUGGUCCAAUUACUGCUCCAGAUCAUCGCCAUCAAUUACUGCUCUGAUGGACGAUCUUGAGUCGUGGAUGGAGAAGGGUGUGGAGCCUCGGAAGACGUUAUCAGUGCAUGUUGCUGGCUGUAAAGGAGGCUCCUAUGGCCUGAAGUACCAUCUCGUGGAUCGCCAAUGGGAACUACACAGUGCCUACACUAGACGCUAUGUGCGCGGCACAUACGAUGUGAUUCUGGACAACGACACUUCGUUCCGAGUGCGCGCUGUCAGCCACGAAGUGGCCACCAAGAGCGCUUCAGCUGAUAUUCAGCACCAUCUUGACAUCUCCACCCCGGACGGUGGCGACUUUCUCCGUACGAAGGUGGAGCUGAGUCGAAACGCUCCGGCUGGAAUGCAAAUCAAGUCUUUCGAAGCGAAGUCGAAAGUUCAUGUGGAUGCAAACGGUCUCCGCUUCUCGAUCUUCUAUUUGGACAAACACCAGGACGAGUUCCGUCUCGAGUGUCGUCUAGCGACAGUGGAAAAGGAGAAACUGAGCACCAAGGACAACGAGGCGCAAGUGCUGCUCAUGAAGGUGCUGGAAGUACUGGCGUAG